Messenger RNA from Erpetoichthys calabaricus (reedfish), 1864 nucleotides. It is a transcript of the gene asl, whose product is annotated as argininosuccinate lyase. The record is from RefSeq and is a predicted model, not a curated record. Gene Ontology annotation, molecular function: argininosuccinate lyase activity. Bases 176 to 1606 code for a protein of 476 amino acids. Gene Ontology annotation, cellular component: cytosol. NCBI's taxonomy places the organism in Eukaryota, Metazoa, Chordata, Cladistia, Polypteriformes, Polypteridae. The transcript has 17 exons.
GCGGAGUAACUCACUCGACUGCUGGCUGGGCUAGAGUUUGAGGCACACGUUUGUUCCUAAUCGGAAGACAUUUGAGGUGUCCAGAAGGGAACAAAUUCGAAAUAGACAGCGUUAGACACAUCAGCUAGGAUCUAAGAAGUCAUCUCAAAACCACAACGCAAGUUCAACCCCAGUUAUGUCUGCCUCUGAGGAAAAAAAAUUGUGGGGUGGCAGAUUUGUUGGAACAACUGACCCCAUCCUGGAAAAGCUCAAUGGUUCCAUCCCUUAUGACCAGCGUAUGUGGGCGGCUGACAUUGAAGGCAGCAGAGCCUAUGCAAAGGCACUGGCCAAAGCUGGGCUGCUCACUAAAGAAGAAAUGGAGCAGAUUAUACAUGGGAUGGAGAAGAUAUAUGAAGAAUGGUCCAAGGGGAAUUUCAAGAUCCAGGCAGCAGAUGAAGAUAUUCACACAGCCAAUGAGCGGCGACUGAAGGAGCUAAUAGGAGACACAGCUGGAAAGCUGCACACUGGACGCAGCCGAAAUGACCAGGUUGUGACCGACAUGAGGCUGUGGCUUCGAGAUGGCAUCACCACACUAUUCAGCCAUCUUCACCUGCUUGUUAGUACUAUGGUGGAGCGGGCAGCACUGGAGGUUGAUUUUCUGUUUCCUGGAUACACCCACAUGCAGAGAGCCCAGCCAAUCAGGUGGAGCCACUGGUUACUCAGCCACGUUGCUGCCCUGUGCCGAGAUGCAGAGAAACUUGAGGAAAUGAUGCCGCGUGUCAGUGUCCUGCCAUUGGGAAGUGGGGCCAUUGCUGGAAACCCUUUCAACAUUGAUCGUGAAUUCCUCCGUACAGAGCUCCAUUUUGAUGGUAUCAGCCUGAACAGUAUGGAUGCCACCAGUGAACGAGACUUUGUAGCUGAUUUCCUCUUCUGGGCAUCUCUCUGUGCCACCCAUCUCAGCAAGAUGGCAGAAGAUCUCAUCAUCUACAGCACCAAGGAAUUUUCUUUUGUGACAUUGUCAGAUGCAUACAGCACUGGAAGCAGUUUAAUGCCCCAGAAAAAGAACUCAGACAGCCUGGAGCUCAUCCGCAGUAAGGCUGGCCGCACCUUUGGCCGGUGCUCUGGAUUCCUCAUGACUCUGAAAGGCCUUCCAAGUGCUUACAAUAAAGAUCUGCAAGAGGAUAAAGAAGCCAUGUUUGACAGCUUUGAUACCAUGUGUGCAGUGCUGCAGGUGGCUACAGGAGUUAUUUCCACACUGAAGGUUAAUCCAUCUGCUAUGGAGGCAGCCCUGAGUCCUGACAUGCUGGCUACAGAUCUGGCCUAUUACCUUGUCCGCAAAGGCGUGCCGUUUCGGGAAGCCCAUGGUCUUUCUGGACAUGCUGUCCGCCUGUCUGAAACUAAAGGUGUUCCCCUCAAUCAGCUGUCUGUGGAAGACCUGCAAACAAUCAGCCCAGUGUUUGAAAACAGUGUAUCUCAAGUGUGGAACUACGUGAACAGUGUGGAGCAGUACACUGCAGCAGGCGGGACCGCUAAAAGCAGUGUGAUGGCUCAGGUUGAACAAGUCAGACAGUGGCUGCUGAAACAUAAUAUAAAGCCAAAGUUUAAUGUGAUUAGCCCAUUAUUAUGAGCUCUUUGAGGAUGGUCUCACUGAAGACUGGGGGGUGAUGGAUGGUUGUUAGGUCAAGAAGGAAAACAUGGCCCGCAACUCUGGAAGAUGAUCAGGGAACAGUAGAAGAGCAAAUGUGACUUCCAAAACAGUGCUAGUUUCAGUAACAGUUAACUUUCAGAGGCAUUUCCCGUGGCCAUAACAACAGGAAGGGGAUUCUUUCAAAAGUAUGACCGUGGAUCAUUCAUUGUUAAAAUAAACGUGCCAAUUUUCAGACUU